This is a messenger RNA of Mercurialis annua (annual mercury), 3456 nucleotides long. Its product is annotated as protein-tyrosine-phosphatase MKP1-like. The coding region runs from base 548 to 3205 and encodes 885 amino acids. NCBI's taxonomy places the organism in Eukaryota, Viridiplantae, Streptophyta, Magnoliopsida, Malpighiales, Euphorbiaceae. Gene Ontology annotation, molecular function: actin filament binding; protein tyrosine/serine/threonine phosphatase activity. The record is from RefSeq and is a predicted model, not a curated record. Gene Ontology annotation, biological process: protein dephosphorylation. The transcript has 2 exons.
AUGCAAUUGCUCAAAAAUAGCUAUCACAUUCACAGUUGACCCAUUCUCUCUCUUCAACAAAUAUGCUGACUGACUCAGUUCCACAAAAUCUUAAAAACAACUCUAACUCGUUCCUUCUAACUCAGUCCACCUUCUCUUAAAAAUGGCAGCUUUGUCUCACCAAACCAUAACCAACCGGUAAGUCAGUCUCUUUUCAACUAUCUCAGCUUCAUAAAAUCUGUGGGGUUUUGUUUUUUUGUCUGUUCGGAUUGAACCCACGACUUAGCAGUUACGCCGAGCCUUUAUACCAUUUGAGUUAUAACUUAUUUGUUGUUUUUUUUUUUUGAAUUAUUUUGCUUUUUUACUUGGUCUUUAUUCAUAUUUGAUGUAUUGAAGAAGAGUCAAGAGUUUUAGGUAAAGAAAAAGUGCACAGACUUUAGAAAAAAGAGAGAAUUUUUAGUUUUUGAGAUUUCAUAAUUAGUUAAAGAAACCAACUUUGUUCUUUUAAUGGCAUUUCCAAGAAGUAACCUUUGAUGGGGAUUCAUUAAAUUGUGUCAAAACUUGAGAUAUGUUUAGCCAACAAGAUAAAAAUGACCUUGUCACCACCACCACUGGUGGUGGCAGUGGUGGUGAUACUGGAGGUUUCCCCCGGAAACCAUAUUUGAGGUCUGUUUCUUGGAGUGAUAGGUCACCUACUAAGCCAAUUCCUAGGACUAGAGCCCACCAAUUCAAUAGCAAGGCAAGGUCUUGUUUGCCACCUCUCCAGCCGCUUUCGAUAGCCCGCCGCCCUGUUGAGGAGUGGCCUACUGCUGGUUCUGAUGAUCUUGGUGUAUGGCCUCAUCCUCAAACCCCAAGAGGACCUGUGGCUGAUAAACCCCUCGAAAAGUCGGAUCUUGAGAAGGAAAAGCAACAGCCUGUUAGGGAAUUUCAGUUUAAGAAAGAUAAGUUAGCGUUUUUCGAUAAGGAAUGUUCGAGGAUUGCUGAUCAUAUUUAUUUAGGGAGUGAUGCUGUAGCUAAGAAUCGAGAAAUUUUGCGGCAAAAUGGGAUCACUCAUGUGUUGAAUUGUGUUGGUUUUGUUUGUCCUGAGUAUUUCAAGAGUGAUCUUGUGUAUAAGACACUUUGGUUGCAGGAUAGUCCUUCUGAGGAUAUUACGAGUAUUCUAUAUGAUGUGUUUGAUUACUUUGAAGAUGUUAGAGAAAAUGAUGGGAAGGUUCUUGUACAUUGUUGCCAAGGAGUUUCGAGGUCUACUUCUUUGGUUAUUGCUUACCUUAUGUGGAGGGAAGGCCAAAGUUUUGAAGACGCUUUUCAAUAUGUGAAGGCAGCCAGAGGAGUAACUAACCCGAAUAUGGGUUUUGCGUGUCAACUUCUUCAGUGCCAGAAGCGGGUACAUGCAGUUCCUGCUAGCCCUAAUUCCGUGCUUAGGAUAUAUAGGAUGGCUCCACACUCACCAUAUGAUCCUCUUCAUCUUGUGCCAAAGAUGUUGAGCCAGCCAGAUAUUCGAGGACUUGACUCAAGGGGUGCAUUCAUUGUUCAUGUUCCUACUAACAUCUUUGUUUGGGUUGGGAACAAGUGCAGCUCAGCGAUGUCAAAUCAGGCAAAAAUAGCUGCGAAUCAGGUCAUACAAUAUGAAAAGGCACAAGGUCCGACUAUGAUCAUCAAAGAAGGGGAAGAACCGUCUGAAUUUUGGGAUGGUUUUGCCAUUGGACAAAUUCCAACAGAUGAUGGCCAACAAGUAGAACUAAACAAGGAAGAAGCUUUGUCUAAUGAAAGAAAGGUUAAUGAUUAUGAUUCAGAUUUUGAACUGUUCCGAGAGGCGCUUGCUGGUGGGGUAGUUCCUCCGUUUUCAGUAUCAAAUGCUGAAUCCGAAACUUGCCUCCCUGCCAGGGAAAAUAGAUGGGGAAGACUAAGGCAGAAGUUUGCAAGUGGUAUAAUGAAAGAAUUUUUGACGUCAACCAAACUAAACCAGGACCUUUUUCCGUAUGUUAGGGAAUCAAGAACGAGUGCAGAUGGCCGUAAAGAACUUGAACAUCCUGUUUCAUUGGUUGGUUCUCCUUCGACAUCUCCAUCAUCAGCCUCUCCGUGCGGCUCUCCAAAUUCCUUUGAUUGUUUCUUAAAUAGUAGUCCAUAUAGGAUUAAGAAUUCUAGUGGAGUAGAACAAUCUCUUUGCCUCACCGAUCCUUCAUUGCCACCACCCACUCCUAGUAGUAGCUCUACGGAUUCGUUUCCAUGUUUUCCGGAUAUCAGUCCAAAGUUCAAUAAUAAGUCCCCUACACUUUCACCUUCAACCUCUGACUACUCGUCCAGUUCAUUUGCCUUUUCACCAUCAUCCUCUAAUUGGUCUGACCUGUCAUACUUGUCUUCUAGACAGCCUUCACCUUCUGGCUGGGAGACCAUAGAUCCAUUUUAUGCCAAGAAUGUCCCAUUGCUGGAUAAACUUUCCAUACCUUACAAAGAAACUCCCACAUCGCCUACAAAAGAGUUUUCUGGUAAUCAUGGUUUGAAAUCAGAGAAAACCUCUUUACCGCUAACAGGGACUUCACCCUCUAUUGCAGAGCGCAGAGGAAAUAUUCCUCCACCCUGCAUGGUUUUACCUUCAAUUAUUGAAUCAUCUCAAGUCUCCAGAAGUCUGGUAAGAUCAUGGUCCUUCUCUUUAACUGAUUCGGAUGAUGAUGAGAUGAAAGAUAUGCGUGAUGAGCUAUUUGAGCAUGGAGGCAGUAGAGAAGAGCAAAUGCCGGAUGCGGAUAUUAGUAAUCUAGGCAAUGGUUCGCAAAGUAAAACUGAAGAGGGAAGAGUAUCCGAUAACUUAUAUAAUUCAUCUUAUAGUUGGAUCGGGAAAGAUUCACAAAUCACCACCGCAGUUUUGUAUCUGUGGCCUAGCAUGAAGAAAGUCGACCUGCAUUGCUUUCGCAUCCUUGAUUCGCGAUCCGUGUACAAUUUGUUGGCUCCAAGUUUAACUUUGGGCUCAAGUAGUCCUGGAAUUCUAUAUGUGUGGCUAGGGCGGGAAAUAGUAUUUGAAGAAGGGCAAAGUGAGUUGAUAAGCAGAACUGAGUCUCACAAAGAUAGCCAUCCACAUUGCAUGGAGAUUGGUCGCAGCUUUCUCAGUCAACAUAAUUUCCCCGACAAUAUUCCUAUCCAGAUUGUUAGAGAAGGUGAGGAGCCAGAGCAAUUCGUGAACCUUUUCAAUAAUUUCUCAUUUCAAAAGGUGGAAGACAACAGCGAGAAAUGAGACGACUUCUGCAAAAAUGCCGAUUGCUCUCGAGAGUUUGAUUUGAUUACAUCUUGUAAGCAUUAUUCUGGUGGAGUAUUAGAAAGAGGAAGCAAGUUAUUACUACAAGGCUAGGGCCAAUCAUGUACAGAAAGCAAGCUCGCUGUACACUAAUAGGACUUAGAAGUAAAUAAUACCAAACUGGAAUAAAGAUUCCAUUCAAUUUCAGUUAAAAGUAUAAUGAAAUUUUUAGCAAGUUAUUCCCACAUCAA